GAAGAGUUACUCACUCAGUCACGUUCAAACUAUGGACAACUUUGGAUACCGCGAGAUGGGUUGGGAAACACCAUCCCAUAGUACGCGCAACUCCAUGCGUAGUCAUUAUUUACGUAGCAUGAGUUCUCGAACUACAGAAGAAUUCCCAUUGAAUCCAACAUACACAAAACAUGUGCGGAACAUCGAUUUGCUGGAAACUGCCCGUGAUAUUGGUGCAGCGAAAGAAUAUUUGUUUGUUGGACCCUCACCUCCCGCUGAGGAUGCUCCAGAUAUGUACCACAGUUUUGACUUCAUUCCUCCCGACAUAGAAGCGAGAGUUACAGAAGACACAAUCCGUCGAGGAAUAUGUGAAAAGGCCGUUUUAUUGGGAGCCGGACGACUGUUUGAUGAUAUAGAAUGUGGAUUGGUUACAACGGAAAAUAUAGAGGAACAUGUCGCAUCCGCUCCAGAUGCGGUCAUCAAUUUGGCAUUACUGUGGAUAGCGUUUUUAGCACGCGAUGAUUUAUUACCGGCUAUUUUGGAUGCUGGUGCUGAAAUUCAAUUCUCAGAGCCUAUUGGUUUGGCAGCUUUACAUUUAGCAUCGUUUGCAGCUGCAAAAGGCGCAGUUCUUUACUUACUGUCACGCGGUGCGGAUGCUAAUUAUACUCCCAAAUACUUUGCUCCCCUACAUUGUGCAGCAUUUGGAAAUUGUGUUGAAGUUGCCGAUAUAUUGAUAGCAAAUGGUGCCUCCUUACAUGCAGUUGUUCAAAGAGCAGGCUGUGAAGAUAAUCUCGUUCAUUGUGCUGUAAGAUCUGAUGCCGUAGAAUGCAUGGAUUUAUUUAUAGAAAAAGGUGUAGAUCCAAGUUAUGUUACUUCUGGAGGAAAAAAUGCCUUACACCUUGCCGCAGAACUUGGAGCUCAACGUUGUUUAGCUUAUUUAUUAAAAGAGACUAAGAUAAAUGUAAAUGGACUAACUAAACAAAGAGAUAAGGAAUGUACUGCUCUACAUUUAGCUGCGGCACGAGGGUAUGCAGAAUGUGUGGAACUUUUAUUGGCUGAAGGCGCGAAAGCAAAUACAUUAAAUCAUAAAGGAUUCACUGCACUUCAUUUAGCUGCUAGAUGUUCUAGUGUAGAAUGUGUGGAAGCUCUUCUGAGAGACGGAAAUGCAGAUCCCAAUGUUGAAGAUUCAGAUAAGAGAACACCAUUACAUGCUGCUGUUAGUCAUUCAGAUCGUGCCUGCGAUAUCAUUGAUAUGUUGGUUAGUUGUGGAGCACAAGUUAAUAAAAAAGAUGUGUAUGGCUAUUCUCCUUUGCAUCUUGCUGCUAUAGAUGGUGUAACACAGUGUGUGGAGAUUCUACUCUUUAUAGGAGCUGACGUAACGUCUAAAUCAAAGAAAGGUCAUACAGCUUUAAGUGUGAUUGCUCGAAAAACUCCAAAAUCUUUAUCAAUUUUACGACAUAAUUUAGAUAAUGGCAUUUCAAUCACUCCACAAACAGAAGCUAAUGAGGAAGUACAAAUUGAAUUUGAUUUCGGUAAACUCCUUAAGUUUUCAUAUCCUCGAGAAAUUACAUAUUUAAAUAUUUUAAUUGAUGAAGGUCAGAAAAACAUUCUGCUGCAUCCCCUAUGUUCUGCAUUUUUGUUUAUGAAAUGGCGAAAAAUAAGAAAGUUUUACUUAGCCAGACUUAUUUUCUGUUUUUUGUUUGUAUCAUUUCUAUCGAUCUACGUUCUAACAACUGUCGUAAAAGCCUGCAAAGGUAAACAUUCAGAAAAGUAUGGAGUACCGAAUGAGCUUUGUCAGAAGCAGUCAUUACUUGGUGCCGUGUUAAGUAAUAAUCCUAUUAAAUUUGAAAGAUGGGUGCUAAUGGGAAUCACAGCAUUUGAGAUUGCUCGUAAAUUGACUGGUAUUACAGGUUACUCAAGCAUCCAGCAAUAUUUCACUACAUUUGAAAAUUUAAUGGAGUGGUUUGUGUUACUUUCUGUAUUUUCAUUGUAUAAUAUAAACGACGAUUAUAGUUGGCAAAACCACGUCGGUGGAUAUGCUGUGCUUGGUGCUUGGACAAAUUUAAUGCUCUUAAUGGGGCAGCUUCCAAUGUUCGGCGACUAUGUGGCUAUGUACCAAAAAGUAUUAGCAGAAUUUUUAAAAUUACUCUUGGCUUAUAUUUGCCUCCUGUUAGGUUUUAGUAUUUGUUUUUGUGUAGUAUUUCCUAACGAGGAAAUGUUCUCUAAUCCCUUAAUGGGUUUUAUAACAAUAGUAUCAAUGAUGGUGGGAGAAUUAAAUUUAAGUAUAUUAAUCAACGAUCCACUUAAGGAUGACCCACCAUUGCUCUUUGAAAUAUCAUCGCAAAUUAUUUUCAUCCUGUUUCUCAUGUUUGUCACUAUUAUCUUGAUGAAUCUGCUUGUCGGUAUUGCGGUUCAUGAUAUUCAAGGUCUAAGGAAAACUGCCGGAUUGUCGAAAUUAGUCAGACAGACCAAGCUAAUAUUAUUUGUUGAAAUGGGAAUGUUUAGUGCUCUCUUACCUAAAUGUUUACAUAAGUACGUAUAUAGAACUGCUCUGGUAUCACCUGAAGCUGGAAAAGUAAUAUUGAGCGUGAAACCGUUAAAUCCUCGUGAGAACAGAUUACCGACAGAUAUAAUGAUGGCAGCGUACGAGUUAGCACAAUUGAAUAAAGUAAAAUUCUGUGGAUCAGUCAAGGAAAUUUUACAUAAAAAUAGAUAUAACACAUCAAAACUAAAAAACGAGACACAAAACAAUGAUCAUAACAUGAAUAUAGAAUUGAGAGGAAUGCAAGAGAAAAUUGAUCAAACGACGUUUAAUUUGAAGAAAAUUGAUCAGGAAAUAAGGCAUUUGAAUACACUACUUAUGGAGCAACAGCAUUUACUUCAAAAUAUAUUCAAACAUAUGGAUUUAGGCCAUCGAGCAGGGCAUGUGGCUACGACUUUUAAUCCUGAAUCUCCUGUGUUUUUUACAAACAAUAACUUAGAUGUUCAUAAGUACCAGUGAUUUUUUUCAUUGUGCAUUUACAGAAGAACUGUUCUAAUAAUAAUUUGUACAUCAGGGUAUUAUAAGAUAUGUGAUAAAAAGUAUUUGCUCACUUCAUGCGUCAUAGAAUGGUAUAUAAAGUGUAAUAAUUCGAGAAGUUUUUUCUUUAGUUUAACGAUAAUUUAUCUUACUUUUAUUAGUUCUAUGAAGCAUGUUCUGAUUAUCUUUUGUUAUAUAAUUGUAUUAUAUUAGUUUUUUUUC
Galleria mellonella (greater wax moth) is the source of this 3220-nucleotide messenger RNA. Its product is annotated as transient receptor potential channel pyrexia-like. NCBI's taxonomy places the organism in Eukaryota, Metazoa, Arthropoda, Insecta, Lepidoptera, Pyralidae. The record is from RefSeq and is a predicted model, not a curated record. Gene Ontology annotation, biological process: monoatomic ion transport; transmembrane transport. Gene Ontology annotation, molecular function: monoatomic ion channel activity; protein binding. Bases 32 to 2980 code for a protein of 982 amino acids. Gene Ontology annotation, cellular component: membrane. The transcript has a single exon.